CGCGCUAUUUAUAGACUGAAAGAAAUUCUCCGAAUCGCGUCUGCACUUGGUUAUCUGGAUAUCAAGGCUGAUACCGUGGAACAAGAUUAAACAAGCGGCCGUGUCCGAUCACAAUCUACAGAGAACAACAUGCUAUAAUCUCUGUAAUUAGAAAACGACAUUAAGGUGGACAGAUUCGACAAGCCACCGUUUGACGGGAGGACAGGGAAAUAUGGAUGAUCAACCACCCGCUAUACAUCCACAAGAGGCUGAAGUUCCUAUACCUGUGGCGCACGAGGCAGCAAGUGACGGGGGAUAUGCCGACACCCCUGGUCACUUAAAACCACGGGAGCCUGUUUAUCGUGACAACAUCCGGCCAUCCCCUUCGCCGGACAACGAUCAUAGCGAACUACCCGCUAUACAUCAACCCCAUGCUGAAGUUCGUAUACCUGUGGCGCAAAAGAAAGCAAGUGACAAAUAUGGGGUAUAUGCCGACAUCCCUGGUCACAUGAAAUUCCGACUUGACAGAGGAAAACGAAGGUCGGACUUAGAAUUCAAAUCGGUCUUCGUCUUUAAACAUGACGAUAACCGAUCUGUAGAUGUUCCAAGGGUUUUGCGUCUCGUAUGUGCAUAUCGCGUUGGCCUACAAAUUGUUAGACAGCAGUUGCAAAUUGUGGAUAGUUCAAGUGGGGUCCCGAUGGAGACGGAUGCAUCAGAAACAGAGCCAUCCGAACUCUUCGAUGAUAAUGCCAGUGAUGCGGAUUAUAUAUGGUGCGGCAUGACUUCAAAGGAAUAUCAGGAGAGACUAAACUCAGCAAAGGAAACUGCAAAGAUUUACAGCUGGAUGGAGAUUUACGAACAGUUCAUUGGCGAAUGUUGUAAUGAAGAGGAAAGUUUAGCAAAAACAGUGCAACAACUGCGAAACGACCCUGACGGAGAUGUGAAAUAUUUCUGUAGAGAUAACUUGAUAACACACACCAAAGACAUGAUAAAAAGAUGGAAACUGUUGAAUGCAGUGGCAAUGCAACUACACAGUGAGAUGGAGACCUUGAACAGAUCUGCAUACCCAUGCAUGGAGGUGUAUUCAGACAUUGAACUUCAUUAUGGAGCUGGUGAAUAUCUCCAACGAUUGAAAGCCACUGGUCAGAGUACCAUACCAGACAAAUGGAAAAAGAUAUCUGAAAAGAAUUCAGAUCUGAUCAGACAGAUAAAAACCGAGGUCAGUUGCACUAUUAAGAAGCUUCAUGACAGAAUAUUGACGAAUUUAAUGGAAAUGGAUGCUACGAGAAAAGUGAACUAUAUCAAACUAUGCAGCAGAUAUACUGGACUGACGGCAAUUGUAUCGAAACUCAACAACAUCUUGUCGAACAUUUGCAGAGGCGAACAAGUACUUCACGAAAGUUUCACUGAGGAGGAAACGUGGUACAAUGAGUUCGACUAUUCAUACGUCGACAUGUAUUUCAAAAACGCUAAUGUCAAGGGAGACUCAGAGACAGAAUGGAACAGAGCAGCAAAACAGACAAGGCAUAAUUUGGCCACCAAAAUUGUUGAAUGGUGUACUACCUUACAUCAGCAAUAUGGUGCUUUGGUUAAAGAAUUAAGGACUCAAAGAAAAUCAGUGCGACCUGGAAUUAAGACACACGUUGCCGAGUUAGAGACAAGGGUUGUUCAACAACAGAGCCAGAUGACAAAGAUGGAAAAUGAGUUCAAAACCAAAGAAGCUCUUUGGUUUGAAAAAGAUUUAAGGACACAGCAAACAAAUGCAGAUUUGACGUCACAGUUAGACGAUGUAAAAUACAAUGCGGAUUAUUUAAAAAAACAAAUUAAUACACAAUGGAACCAGUAUUUGGUACAACUGACCGAUGAACAAAGCCGGAAGUUUGAAACUCAACAAGCAAAACUAGCUGAGGCAAUGAACAAAAUGGCAGCCUUGAGACGGGAGAAAGAAAAUCUACUUACAAGGUUAAGUAAAAUAGCUGGGAGUAAACUUGUUCAUGGCAACCCCGCCAUCACAGAUCUCAGUGAUGCCAACCGCCCUACAAAGCUAUCGGAGAGGUACUCAGAGCUGUAUGACAACGAAUGGACUGACGCUUUAGAGGAGCUGAUAGAUAGAAAAGACAUCGUCCAAGGCGAGGAUGUUGUCUGUACAAAAAUACUCCCCGCUAUUCUAAUUGAGUCGUUUAAGUUUUGCUGUGAAACUGAGGCCGAAUAUGUGAGGACGAUCCGACAGUCACUAACAUCGCUCCCAGGCUCUAAUCCAGACAGAACAGAACAAGAACAGAAAGAAGCUGUUGGUACAUGUACUACUAUGACACAUGAGCAAACCCAGCAGCUCGAUGAUCUAGUGAAGACCUGUGUCCCUAUGCUGACAUCAGCUGUCGAGUCCAAAUUUUUGACACUUAUGGAAAAGCAGUUUGCACAUGUAAUCAAACUAGCAGGUGGAUCGAUUAAAAGCGACUCGCAAAUGCCCCGAUCAGAUCAGAUGCUUCUAACUCAAAUGCAUGCACCAGAAAUGACUACUCGUACUGACGUCCAAUCAACAACCCAGGACAAUGCUGAUUAUGGUCGGAACCAACCUUCCACUUUAGAGGAGAGUGAUCCUACCAAAAACAGAACACCAGCUGACGAGCAAGCGACAUCCCAAACCGGCACUAGCCCUUCUGAUCAAGAGCCAAAUGACCACCUUGCCACCGAAAGCCACAGACAAUUUAGCCAUGGCCAUUCAGAUGAUAUGUCAGACCAAGGCAACCAACAGAACGAGAAUACCUGGCACGAUUCACACACAACGGAUACCACAGGCUAUGCCCGAAUUUCGUCGCUCGAGAAAACAAUCAAGUUCACCAAAUGCUGUGUUAACCUCUGUUGGCUGAUGCGAAUCAAGAAUCCUCCGUUACACAUGGAUACAGAACUUGUGGAAGAUUCUGACAUCAAUACGGACUUUUACAAAAAUUAUACACACAAGGGGAAAAAAGUUGGUUACUUAGUGUGGCCAGCGCUAUUUUUACACAAAGGUGGACCAUUGCUGUGUAAGGGUAUUGUUCAGCCUUUGUCGAAGAAGAAAGAUAAAAACACAUAGCCAGGUUAUGAUCCAAUACAAAUGGGAAUAUCAAUGCUGUGACUUCGUUAAAAAAAAUCUGUUACCUUAUUUAACCUUUGAUAUCAUUUUACAUGUAGUCUGUGUUAAUACAUUGUCACACACAAAAAAACAUUUAAUGUAGAAGACGUACAAAUGAAGAAUGCAAAUAUUUUUUCCUUUUAAUUUGUUUUAUUGGUUCCCUUAAAAUCUUCUUAAAUGCUUUUUUAAACCAAUUAAAAAAUAUGCCUAUCCAUAUGCACAUUAUAAUCGGUACCAUGAUGUAAUUAUUUUUUGAGAUGAUAUUGUAGAUGUUCUUUUUGGUUUUGCCGUUGAAAUAAACGGCCUGCUUCUAUCCUUUGUCCAACAUUUUUGAAUCACGAGUUAUAAUAAACAAAGAUGUUUUGAUUAUUUCCAUUCUACCACAUGAAAAUGAAAAUGUUUGUACUUUCGAGCCUUAUCUAGUGUUUAAAGGGCAUCGUGACAUGUGAUAUCAACACAUUUCUAUAGUAUGUGCAAACAGAUGAGUUGCCAUUUCAUCAACAAGCCAUGCACAGAUGAUGCCAGUUAAACAUAGUAAUAUGUGACUAGAUAUUUAGAUAUGCGCGUAAUACAACACUCCAUAACGCUAAUUAGACAAUGACUGGGAAGCUUUUUUAAGGCACACAACACGUUCAUGGUUUGUUUGAAAUUUACACGAUUAUUAACCAAUGAUCCGUAGAUAAUAAAAUCACUUAUUCUUUCACAAGCGUGCACGUAAAUGUACUAUGCAGUUCACCAUAUUUUGACUGAAGUGCAAACGUGAAUUCGAUAGCGUGACAAUUGGUCAACUAUACAUGAUACUGAUAUCUGCAAAAAGGUCUAAAAUAUUUUGAAAUCCCUUCUAGGUACCUUACCGAUGCUCUAUUUAACACCUGAAAUUAAUGUAACCGAUAUAAGUAUGUAUGAUAAUGUAGGUACUGGCUAUUGUUCCCAUACGUUCAUUUAAGAAUAAUUUGAUAAUGACACGUUGGAUGUACAGUAAUGAAAAUUAAUAUAUUGAUCAUCACUAAGAGGUUUUCCUUUGUGUAUAGUAACCGUUGAUAUUCAGUAUUUUAUUUGAAUUCCACGACAUGGAUAUAUUGACUUCAGCGGUUAUGGAAUACACUAUUUGUUUAUUAUACAAAUGUAUAAUUAGAGCAUCUAUAAGAUUACCCUUUAAACUGUUUUUUGUAAUUGAUCUCUUUAUUACAUUUUUAACAGUGAAAUAUAAGACAUUAUAUUGAUGAAACAAACAUAUCUUUGGUUCUUACUUACCAGAAAGUAGCAGAUGAUGGUAGAAUUGCAUUGAGGAGACGAUUCUAAAUGUUAAACAGACUUGUUGUCAACUGUAGGGUCAUUAGAACACUGCCUCAAAUAUUGCAUUACUAAUUCCCGCACGUGUUUGAGGCAGCAAUUGUUGCAUCGUGUUACUUAGAAAUGUAAUAAUGUUCGCACACACACACAGUAUCAGUGGUCAACGGUGCGGUCAGUGAAAAUUCUGCCUUUGGCUAACGUUAGCCGAGGGGCUAAUUGUUUUCAAAAUAUUGUUACUUAUUCCUAUUUUAUUUUAAUAUUGAUUUAUGUAAUGUUAUUGUUUUGUGUUUUUUCUGUGUCUCGAUAAAGGAGCGGAUUGCUCCCAAAAGUUGACAACAUCUUAUUGUCUACACUGUAAGAAUUACUUCCUUGUCCCAUCAAAAAUGUAAUAGAUAAAAAAUGUAUCAGUUUUCUUGAUGACUAACACAUACCUUACUCGUGAUCAAUACAAAUGUAUCAGUAUCCUGUCAUACUUGUGAAAUAUAUAUUAUUCUUGACAGGAAACCGUGACAUAUCCUCUCUAUUGUUGCAACAUACAGAAAUAUGUUUGCUUCCUUGUUAUAAUUAUACUUAUGCUGUGAUUUGUUUUGAUUUGAUUACAUCUACUUAUAAGCUUGUGGUAGUUGUUUUUGUAUGCAAAGAACUAUGAAUUGUUCCUAUGAGUAUCACUCGAGGAGUAAACCUCGAACGUAUGAUGUCUGUAAAUAUGACUGACACAAUAUGUGUUACAUGUACCUUCACACAGACCAGGGUAAUUUUGCUUUUU
Molecule: messenger RNA, 5153 nt
Organism: Mizuhopecten yessoensis (Yesso scallop)
Lineage: Eukaryota; Metazoa; Mollusca; Bivalvia; Pectinida; Pectinidae
Exons: 21
Coding region: 212-3055 (947 amino acids)
Biological process (GO): mitochondrial protein catabolic process; mitophagy by internal vacuole formation
Cellular component (GO): mitochondrial outer membrane
Source: RefSeq, a predicted model, not a curated record